AUGCAGAGAAGAACUUUGCAAAUCAAAAUUAAGUAAAUAUGCUAAAGUCUGAUGAAGAAUUUAUAAUAGUAUUAUUUGGCUAGUGAAUCUGAAGAAAUAUCGAAUGUAAUUUAAAGAAGUUCAAUCACAAAAUUCUAUAACAAAUAUUUGAUUGAAAGAUUGAAAAUGAGGUGGAAAGUCUUUUAAUAUCGUACUUAAAAGGUAAAGAAGUUUUAACGAGGGAUAUAAAAUGUAAAUAUGGAAAGCAAUAUCAUGAACAUAUGCUAUUAAAUGUCAGAUAAGAAUUUAAAAAGAUUUGUUUUAGAAUAAUAAUGUAAAUAAACAAAAAAGAUUGAUUAUGCUUAUUAUAGAACGGAUGAAAUCUACACUUAAAUUAUAAAGAAUAAUGAUAAAAUAAUAGUAUUAUUAUAAUAGUUGAAAGAACAGAUGUUUUACUUCAAAUCCUCAACUGAAGAGUCUUAAAUAGCCAAAAAGAAUUUCCCUUUCAAUUAUUAAAUAUAAAAUUAUUUUGUCUCUAACUUGAAGAUAGAAUUUAGAAGAAAGUCUUACCUCAUUCUGAAUGACUGUAGUAAAAUCGUCAAGUAGAAUUAGACAAAUUACAAGAAUAUAUUAAUCAAAAUUUUGUACCCAAAAACAAAUUAGUUCUAUUGA
Messenger RNA from Paramecium octaurelia, 651 nucleotides. The record is from the annotation of a GenBank genome assembly. NCBI's taxonomy places the organism in Eukaryota, Ciliophora, Oligohymenophorea, Peniculida, Parameciidae.